AUGGAUAUCCAAGCAAAACAAUCACAAACUUCAAUCAGGAGGGAGGUACAGGUGGUUAUAACAAGCCCUAUCAAGGAGGCUAGCAAUCUUAAUGCAAGUCCUCAGUCCUCAAAUGCUGAUUUGAAAUUUGUGGGAACUAGUGGAAAAAAUAAAGGUGGGCUCAUCCGAAAGGCUCAUCCAUUUCUAGGAAGGAUGGCAAGGAGGGAGAAUCGGGCUUCUCGUGUGCAAACAAACAAGAAGCUGAGUGAGAAGGUCAUCUUCAGCAAUGAAACACCAAAAAGGAACUAUGUGGCUGGUGACAACCUUGCCAAUGGGGUUGAUAUAACAAAUCAGGGAAAAGAUGGUGAAAGCAACCCAUGA
This is a messenger RNA of Ilex paraguariensis (yerba mate), 360 nucleotides long. The record is from the annotation of a GenBank genome assembly. NCBI's taxonomy places the organism in Eukaryota, Viridiplantae, Streptophyta, Magnoliopsida, Aquifoliales, Aquifoliaceae.